CUCAAAGCAGAUCUCGCGAGAUCUCCAGUCAUUUUGUGUCGAGGAUGGAGGGCACACCCCAUGGCAGCAGCAACAAGGACGAAGCGCUUAAGUGCAGGGCUCUCGGCGUGAAGGCACUCAAGGAGGAUGACCCUGCCAAGGCAAGCAAACAAGCCUGACUGACACCAAGGAAGGAAAGAAGGACAGAUCAGCCACCUCACACCUCCCGCUUUCACUCAUAUGUGUGCAUGGGUGUCCGUGUCUGUCUGCAUGUGAUUUUCUGUAUGCAUCAUGAUCCGCAGGCCGUCAGGAUGUUCGAGCGUGCGCAGCGGAUGUAUCCCGAGGAGGCGGUCAACUCAUACCUCAUCAAGGCGCGAGCCCAGCUGGCACAGAAGGACUCCCACUCAUCCAGCAGCAAUACCGCUGCCACCACAUCAUCAGCCGCCCACUCCCCCGACUCGGCUGCCCACCAGCACCAGCCCAACGGACACCCGUCACACCCAUCCGGCCAGCCGGCACCCACCAGCUCAUCGUCUGUGUCGAUGUCUGCUGCGGGCGCGACGCCUCCGCCUCCCAAUUUCAUGAAGAUGCCCUCGCCCGACGGCAAGACCACUGCCAAUGGCGGGGCUGCUAGUGGUGGUGGUGGUGGAGGAAGGACAGAGCGCUCGUACAGUGAGGAGCAGGAGAAGGCGUGUCGGCAGAUCCUGAAGCACAGGAACCACUACGACGCGCUGGGGGUGCCGAAGAAUGCCAACGAAGACGCCAUCAAGAAGGCAUAUAGGAAGGUAUAGCUAGCUGAUAGGCAGGGUGGACCACCCUUGUGUGCAGUGCACAGGGAGGGGUGGAUUGCACAGGGAGGGGUGGAUUGCUCCUGUGCUGUGUGUGUAUGUGGUAUCUAUCUAUCACAUCACACUGCCACACUGCCUGGAAUGGAUGGAUGCAAUGCAGCUGGCGCUUCAGCUGCAUCCUGACAAGAACCAGGCCCCGAGUGCUGAGGAGGCCUUCAAGAGGGUGGCGCGGGCCUUCCAGUGCCUCAGCGAUGCCAACAGGAGGGCCAUGUACGAUCAAUUCGGUGGGUGGGCAGGCACAGACAGACCAAUCAAUCGCCACACUCACACUCACACACAAACAGACGGUCGCUCCUCUGCACUGCACGUUCGUGUAGGCGAUGACGAGGAGGUGCCUCAGCAGUACCGUGAUCAGUUCGACAAAGACCUGCUCACACCCGAGGUCACACACGCAGACAUUCAUUCACACACUCACGAGAUACUUAUAGGCCACACAGUGGCUUCUGGACUGGCUGCAUGACCCAAUCGAGCGCGUGUUUGUCCGUCCGCGUGUGUGUGUGUGUGUGUGUGUGCAGGAGUUGUUCCAGGCGUUCUUCUCGACCGAGGUGGGCCCUGACGGCCUCUCGCACGUCGUCCCCAAAGUCCGCAACCCGCCCCCGACAGAGUGAGUGACGUGCAGCCAUUCUUGACGGAUAUGUGUAGCUACCUACAUAUGUGUGUGUGUGUGUGCAGAGGUCAGCGUUAUGUGAUGCAGGCCAUGCAGCUGCUGCCGAUCGUGGCCAUCGUGGCCGUCUCGUUCAUCUCAAGCAACAUCGGCAAGGUCAGUCAGUCAGCCACACGAACUACCAUCGCACCCCCCCACACACGUCUUCGUGUCUGUGUGUCUCUCUGGGUGUCUGUGUGGUUCAUUCAGAGCCCCAGGUACAGCCUGUCAUCGUCUGACAAGUACCCCGUUCGGCGCGAGACCAGCCGGCUGGGCCUCACCUACUUCCUCACGCGAGAGAUGGCCGCCUCCACCGACAAGAAGCCACACAAGCGGGACCUCAAGGUGAGUGGAGUGGGAGGCAACGAAUCACACACGCCAUAGCUGAUACGGACAGAUGUCAGCUAUGGCUCGAUUCCCUGAUCCACUGUGCAUACAGCUGGAGCACCACAUCGAGCAGCAGCACAUCGACAAGCUCGUGAAGGCCUGCCGAGGAAGCCAGCAGCUGCAGCACAAGGGUUAGAUGGGCGGAGGGGGGGUGGGUGGGUCGUGUGCUCAACUUGUCACCCCCUCUCUGCUCUGUUUGCCCUUCCUUCAUCCAUCCAUCGGUCAGCCAAGGGGUCUGAGGGCGGCGAGCCGACUGCUGCUCCCAAAGUAGACACAUCAUCUUGCGAAAGACUGCACGAGAUAAAGGUGACUGAGUGAGGGGCACAAAGGGGCGAGACAAAUCAGAUGGAUGUCGUCAUCCCUGGCCGCCGUGUGUGUUGUGUGUGUCGUGUGGCGCAGAAUGCCCACUAUAUCGCUCCGGGUUUCCGGAUCCCCCCCCUGUCGCAGCUCAUGGCGGCCACCUAGACAGACAGACAGACACGUGUUUGUGUUGUGUGUGCUGCAAAGCACUACAAUCAUUGCACUCCGAUCCAUGCUCUCUGCGCGUGAAGUUAGUGACCCGACAAUGGCGUGUGUGGGUGUGGCGUGACUGACUGACUGAGUGCAUUUGAUAGGGAGCCGAGGCCGUCGAGCUGAAGUGUGUGACGUGCGCUGGAUGGAUGGAUCCGCACAGACACACAGACAAACACUAAUGCAUCCCUGGGUGUGUGUGUGUGUGUGUGGUGAUUUAAGUAGGUGUGAGUG
Vitrella brassicaformis is the source of this 2601-nucleotide messenger RNA. The record is from the annotation of a GenBank genome assembly. NCBI's taxonomy places the organism in Eukaryota, Vitrellaceae.